Messenger RNA from Cercopithifilaria johnstoni, 252 nucleotides. NCBI's taxonomy places the organism in Eukaryota, Metazoa, Nematoda, Chromadorea, Rhabditida, Onchocercidae. The record is from the annotation of a GenBank genome assembly.
AUGGAUGGUAUCAGACGACGAUCGAAUAUUUGUGGAAUUACUGGUUUGAGUGCGCAUCAAAAAGUAAUCUUGACGACAAUGUGGAGACAAUUACCACGUAGUUUAGUAUUUGAUCUCGGAAAACGUGUCUUUCAAAUAAUCUUUGAACGGGAUCCAAAGUUAUUGAUAGUAGUUAAUUUAGAACAUCUUCAAAAUACUGACCAGUGGCAAGAACAUGUAAACUUCCGAACGCAUGCUCAAGUGAACUUUUGA